AAAKGACCAGUUUGACAUUAUAAAAUUCCGAUUAGAUUGGUUUUUAGGUGUUUUAGAAAGGUAUUGUUACAUAAGACCAGAAAAUAAUGAUACAAUAUAUGUUAUUGUCGUUAAGCUCCAAGAAGUGAAGAACAUCAUGUUACAACUAGAUAGAGACAUCCACUUAGGAUACAGUGCCGACAAAGUUUUUUCUGGCUAUCGUGGAAGGCCAAGUUUCGAUAUCCCAAAAGAGCAACUUGAACUGUUUUUAGAAUAUAACUUUUCAGUGCCCCAAAUAUCUGAAAUGAUUGGAGUGAGCAAGAGCACAGUAAAGAGAAGACUACAAGAUUAUGGCUUGUCAGUAUCUCAAACCUACUCCUCCAUUAGCAGUGCAGAAUUAGAUCAAGUAACACAACACUUAGUAUCAGAMUUUCCUAAUUGUGGCUACAGAAGAAUGACUGGUUUACUGAGAGCCAGAGGUAUAAAUGUACAGCAGUUUCGUGUGAGAGAGUCGAUGCGAAGAUCUGAUCCUGAAGGUGUGUUGCUACGAGCUCUACAGUUAACACCGAUUUCCAGGAGAGUUUAUAAGGUUAAGUGUCCUCUCGCACUCUGGCACAUAGACKGUCAUCAUAAAAUGAUAAGGUGGAGAUUUGUCAUACAUGGYGGUAUYGAUGGUUACUCCAGGAAGAUAAUGUACCUCAAGUGCAGUACAAAUAAUGAGGCUCAAACAGUGAUGGAUAUUUUCAUGGAAUCUGUUGCCAAAUAUGGGUUGCCUUCUAGAGUGAGAGCAGAUCAGGGUGGGGAAAAUGUUGCUGUAGCUCGAUUUAUGUACACCCAUCCAGAAAGGGGACCAGACAGAGGGUCAUUCAUGACCGGAAAAAGUGUGCAUAAUCAGCGCAUCGAAAGGCUCUGGGAAGACGUCUAUGUUUGCUGUGUCUACACAUUCAUUUGUUUGUUUKAGUUUUUGGAAAAUGAGGGUUUUCUAGACAUUGACAAUGAUAUUCAUAUGUUUUGUCUGCAUUAUGUCUUCACACCUAGAAUCAAUGAAUGCUUGGAGCAGUUUGUCAAGGGAUGGGAUAAUCACCCCAUAGAAGGCACUGGGAAUUUAACUCCAAACCAACAUUGGAUAAAGGGUUUGUUUAGUAUUGCACAGGAUGAUGGGACAAUUGCAAAUGAGAUCUGGCAUAAUCCAAAUGAUCAGAUGGAACAAGAAAGCUACAGAAUUGACCUAGACAGUAUUGUAUCAGAUUUAAAUGAAUACAGUGUCACAGUACCUUCUACUGAAUGCCCGCUGAGUGAAGCAGCUUACGAUGAACUAAGACAGUCUAUCAACCCAAAGCAACCAAGUCUUAACAAAGGGAUUGAUAUAUAUCUGAAUACAGCUGCCUUUGUCAUGAAUCAUGUUCUCUAAAAAAAUGUUUGUUUCUUUUAUAAAAAUCUACCAUCUUGAUUUUUUAUGAGAUAUUUUAUGAAAUCUGAUACAGAGGGCAACACUUGAUGGUUAAAACAAUGAAMACACAAGCAACCAUAAAUUAAAAGGGUCAACUGUUUCUUAUUUUUGAUAACAAUAACACAGUUUUAUAACUGACAUUCAUUAUUAACGUAACCAGUGUUCAUUUAAAUCACUACAGCAUUUUGAGMUCAAUAACAGUUGUUUUUGGUGUUGAAUGCCAAAGGUUAUCUGCAAUGUAUUCCUACACAURACAUGAACAAGUUUAUAACUUGAACSAGGAGUUUGUAUAAAAGGGUCCWUGUUGAUUAUACUGUCUAAUUUUAUAUCAAUGUUCUAAUUUCUAUCAGAAAUGUGCAGAKUUUUUGCUGUAACUAUAACUAUCAGGUACAUCAUCAACCAAGAGACUGUUGUUACUAUUUUUUAACAAUGUUUACCUUUUCAAUAAAGCGAAAGGCAGCCAAGUGAAA
Exaiptasia diaphana is the source of this 1899-nucleotide messenger RNA. RefSeq lists its product as uncharacterized. Bases 137 to 1390 code for a protein of 417 amino acids. Gene Ontology annotation, biological process: DNA integration. Gene Ontology annotation, molecular function: nucleic acid binding. Lineage: Eukaryota; Metazoa; Cnidaria; Anthozoa; Actiniaria; Aiptasiidae. The record is from RefSeq and is a predicted model, not a curated record. The transcript is spliced from 3 exons.